GUUUUAGCUCAAAAGGCAUUUUAAAGUGAUCUGGAAGAACGAGAAUAAUCCCGUGGAAGGCUUCGAUGGACUUUAUCUCACCGACGAUGACAUAAGUGAGCUGCAGCAAAUCGUCAAAACAGACCGCAGGAAUGGUUUCAAUCAAAUUGAUGGCAUUAUUGGCAAAGAGCGUGAUCUUGGUGUGGAGAAUUUGGUUGGUUCCGGAAUGAUUGCUGGUGAAACAUCGCGAGCAUACAACGAAGUUGUGACCUAUUCGUUGGUAACAGGCCGAACGGUUGGCAUUGGCUCGUACGUGGCACGGCUGUCCAGGCGUAUAUGCCAAGUGGAAAAUGCGGAUAUCAUUUUGACUGGUGCGCCAGCGUUAAAUUCAUUGCUGGGCCGCGAAGUGUACACCUCCAAUGGUCAGUUAGGCGGCACCGAAAUCAUGACACGCAAUGGAGUGACGCAUUCGUCGGUCAUGAACGAUUAUGAGGGCGUCUGUCAAAUACUGAGGUGGUUAUCGCAUACGCGCCGAAGUGUGAAGGCACCAUUCAAACAGCACGAAUGUGAGGACCCCAUUGAUCGAUGUGUGAGCUAUGUGCCAUCACCGAACAAAGAAAGCGACCCACGUUUGAUGAUGACGGGCACUGAUGUUCUUCCUGGCUUUUUUGACAAAGGAUCCUUUGAAGAAGACGACGGGUUAUUCAAGGAAUGA
Molecule: messenger RNA, 694 nt
Organism: Gongylonema pulchrum
Lineage: Eukaryota; Metazoa; Nematoda; Chromadorea; Rhabditida; Gongylonematidae
Source: the annotation of a GenBank genome assembly